Messenger RNA from Aspergillus ruber CBS 135680, 1362 nucleotides. Its product is annotated as SNG1 family protein. NCBI's taxonomy places the organism in Eukaryota, Fungi, Ascomycota, Eurotiomycetes, Eurotiales, Aspergillaceae. The transcript is spliced from 3 exons. Gene Ontology annotation, cellular component: membrane. The record is from RefSeq and is a predicted model, not a curated record. Bases 1 to 1362 code for a protein of 453 amino acids.
AUGGCUGUCGAAAGUAUGUCGCCGGAAGAAGGCUCUAUCAAGGAACCCCCUUCGACUCCCGCGACAGCCGUGGGCUUCCUCGACCCGUCACUGAAUGGCGUGAGAAAUCGGGUUCUUUUUCAGCUGGGGCGCAUGGUGUUGAUCCUAUGCGUCUUCGUCCUGUGCAUUCUUUCGCUAUUUUGGGCCGUGCAGUUCCGAGUCGAGAAUAAUCUGCCCUCGUUGACGGUUUGGGUGGUGGAUUUCGACGGCCAGGUUGAUCCGUAUCUCACGAACGAUACAAUUGUCGGGCCUGCUAUAACGGAUGUUGCGGGGCAGAUUAUUGAGUCAUCGACGGAUCGCGUUGGGUAUACUAUCGUUUCACCAGCGGAGUUUGACUAUAAUGUUUGGAAUGUGCGACAGCGGGUGUAUGAUGAGCAUGCGUGGGCUGCUAUUGUCGUCAAUCCUAAUGCGACAACGAUGCUGCGCGACGCCAUCAGAAACGGGAAUUCAUCAUACGAUCCAACAGGGACAGUUCAAUUUAUCAUCAUUUCCGCUCGGGACGAAUCUACCUGCACCAAUUACAUCAGACCGGCAUUAACUAGCUUCCAGAUUCAAGCUCAGAUGGAGUUUGGGCCCCGUUGGGUACAGUCGUUGGUGCAGGAAAGGGCCAACAUCACCAACGUACCGCAAGCCGCGAACCCAGGCAUUGGGUUCAACACGUACGAUCUCAGACCAUUUGCGCCAGCCGUCGCAACGCCAGCCGUCACCAUUGGUUUGAUCUACUUGAUUAUCGUUGCGUUCUUCAACUUCCCAUUCUUGAUGCCAAUCCACAUGCAGCUCGUCAAGGGCAACCAUCCGCCAUUACAUAUGUGGCAGUGGCUGGUAUGGCGCAUUUUAACACAUAUCGGGUCGUACUUUUUCUUAUCACUAUUCUACUCGUUCGUAUCGCUGGCGUUCAAGAUCCCGUUCACCAAUUCGCCUGCACCGGAUACUAUCUCCGCUGAGAACCCCAAUGCGUAUGGGCACGGAUCAUUCGUGGUCUUUUGGAUGCUGAACUGGGUCGGAAUGGCGGCACUGGGAUUCCCAUGUGAGAACAUGGCCAUGGUUCUCGGUAUGCCGUGGAGCUCCUUCUUCCUCAUUUUCUGGGUUAUUACCAAUGUUUCGACGGCGUUUUACUCGCUGGACUUGGCACCGCAAUUUUUUGCAUGGGGUUAUGCCUGGCCUUUGCAUCGGAUCGUCGAGGCAUUACGGACGAUCCUUUUUGGAACACAUUCCCGGAUUGGAUUGGACUUUGGUGUUCUUUUUGCAUGGAUCGGAGUUUCGCUUGCUUUCUAUCCGUUUGCGAAUUUCAUCAUGCAGUGGAAGAUCAAGAGAGGAUGGUGA